Amoebophrya sp. A25 is the source of this 405-nucleotide messenger RNA. The record is from the annotation of a GenBank genome assembly. Lineage: Eukaryota; Dinophyceae; Syndiniales; Amoebophryaceae.
CUCAGCUUCCGAGGUCGGAAAGCUUCUGUCUCGGCUGAAUGUUCCAGACGGUGAAAUUCGGAAAGGCAGUCCCAUUAGGGAUCGUCAGAACGAAGCCCAAGUAGACGCUACGAAACAGUCUCCAGCGAAAGAGACAGGCGAUGCUGGAGGAAAAGAUGAGUGUAGUGCCACUGGAAGGGACCGCGUAACUCCACUGCAAGUACCAGGGCGCGAUGGUCUAGUUAAAAAGCAGGGGGUAGAUGGAAAGGGAGUCACAGCGCCUCUUCUCUCCUCGCGACUGCUCAACAAGAUGUCGCCGGAGAAGUCUGCGCGGGCUCUAGUGCCCGGAACAGAUGUGCAGGUAUUUGCAACUGCUGAUCGCCUGGCUACUCGGCACGGGAAAAAUGAGACCAGCGGAGGUGCACA